Molecule: messenger RNA, 3750 nt
Organism: Jaculus jaculus (lesser Egyptian jerboa)
Lineage: Eukaryota; Metazoa; Chordata; Mammalia; Rodentia; Dipodidae
Gene: Fbxo21
Product: F-box protein 21
Exons: 12
Coding region: 1-1887 (628 amino acids)
Molecular function (GO): DNA binding; protein binding
Source: RefSeq, a predicted model, not a curated record
AUGGCGGCUGCGGCGGCUGCAGCGGCGGCGGCGGCCGUGGACAGCGCGAUGGAGGUGGUGCCGGCGCAGGCGGAGGAGGCCGCGCCCGAGACGACGGGCCUCAGUUGCCUGGUGCAGCUGCCGGGCGAGGUGCUGGAGUACAUCCUGUGCAGCGGCUCGCUCACGGCGCUCGACAUCGGGCGCGUGUCCAGCACCUGCCGGCGGCUGCGCGAGGUGUGCCAGAGCAGCGGGAAGGUGUGGAAGGAGCAGUUCCGGGUGAGGUGGCCUUCCCUUAUGAAACACUACAGCCCCACCGACUACGUCAAUUGGUUGGAGGAGUAUAAAGUUCGGCAGAAAGCUGGGUUAGAAGCCCGGAAGAUUGUAGCCUCGUUCUCAAAGAGGUUCUUUUCCGAGCACGUUCCUUGUAAUGGCUUCAGUGACAUUGAAAACCUUGAGGGACCAGAAAUAUUUUUUGAGGAUGAGCUGGUAUGCAUCCUAAAUAUGGAAGGAAGAAAAGCUUUGACCUGGAAAUACUAUGCAAAAAAAAUUCUCUACUACCUGCGGCAGCAGAAGAUCUUAAACAACCUGAAGGCUUUCCUUCAGCAGCCUGGAGACUACGAGUCCUACCUUGAAGGUGCCGUCUACAUUGACCAGUACUGCAACCCUCUCUCUGACAUCAGCCUCAAAGACAUCCAGGCCCAGAUUGACAGCAUUGUGGAGCUCGUGUGCAAAACCCUGCGCAGCAUCAACAGCCGCCACCCCAGCCUGGCCUUCAAGGCAGGUGAGUGCUCCAUGAUAAUGGAGGUAGAACUCCAGAGCCAGGUGCUGGAUGCCAUGAACUAUGUCCUCUACGACCAGCUGAAGUUCAAGGGGAACCGAAUGGAUUACUAUAAUGCCCUAAACCUGUAUAUGCACCAGGUUUUGAUCCGCAGAACGGGAAUCCCCAUCAGUAUGUCUCUGCUCUAUCUGACCAUCGCCCGGCAGUUGGGAGUCCCGCUGGAGCCCGUCAACUUCCCAAGCCACUUCUUACUGAGGUGGUGCCAAGGCGCAGAAGGGGCGACUCUGGACAUCUUUGACUACAUCUACAUAGACGCUUUUGGGAAAGGCAAGCAGCUGACGGUGAAGGAGUGUGAGUACCUGAUCGGCCAGCACGUGACGGCGGCGCUGUACGGCGUGGUCAACGUGAAGAAGGUGCUGCAGCGCAUGGUGGGCAACCUGCUGAGCCUGGGCAAGAGGGAAGGCAUCGACCAGUCGUACCAGCUCCUCAGAGACUCCUUGGACCUGUACCUGGCAAUGUACCCAGACCAGGUUCAGCUCCUGCUCCUCCAGGCCCGGCUCUACUUCCACUUGGGUAUCUGGCCAGAGAAGGUGCUUGACAUCCUCCAGCACAUCCAGACCCUUGACCCCGGGCAGCACGGGGCGGUGGGCUACCUGGUGCAGCACACGCUCGAGCACAUCGAGCGCAAAAAGGAGGAGGUAGGCGUGGAGGUUAAGCUGCGCUCUGAGGAGAAGCACAGGGAUGUCUGCUACUCCAUCGGGCUCAUUAUGAAGCACAAGAGGUAUGGCUACAACUGUGUGAUCUAUGGCUGGGACCCGACCUGCAUGAUGGGCCACGAGUGGAUCCGGAACAUGAAUGUGCACAGCCUGCCUCACGGCCACCAUCAGCCCUUCUACAACGUGCUGGUGGAGGAUGGCUCCUGUCGAUACGCAGCCCAGGAAAACUUGGAAUACAACGUGGAGCCUCAAGAAAUCUCACACCCAGACGUGGGACGCUACUUCUCCGAGUUCACCGGCACGCACUACAUCCCAAAUGCAGAGCUGGAGCUUCGGUAUCCAGAGGACCUGGAGUUUGUGUAUGAGACGGUGCAGAAUAUUUACAGUGCAAAGAAAGAGAGCGGAGCCGAGUAGUCUCGUAGGGGACGUGGCCCUUUGCUGCUGCGGCUACCUUCAAGAGCCGGGAUCCUGGACUCAGCACAGGACAGCCACUCCAGCAGCGCCAGCCGCCUCCCCAGUUGGAAGACUGGUGUGUGCUCUCCUCCAGGCGCAAAGACAAUGUUGCUCUCCGCUACACUAGUGAAUUCACUUGAAAGGCACUGUGUUCAGUGGCAUGGCUUGUCUGCUUGUCCCGUGGUGACAGUUUGUGACAUCCUGUCUUCAUGAGGUCUCACAGUCAGCACUCAUUCUUACCACUUUCCAUCCUCAUCUCUGUCUGCAUUGAUCACAGAACAUCGCCUUCGCCGGACAGAUGGUUCCACAUUCGCAAUAAUUUCUUUCUGGUUUCUCUCUGGAACAAAGGCGUGCCUACGUCAGGGUGGCUUGUCACUCUGCCCUGAGGUCGUUCGUAUGUUCAGAGGUGACAGCACCGUGUGGAGGAGACGUGCAGGCUAACGGAAAUCAGAAUCGCUAGAAUUUAUUUUUUUGCUUCUACAUGAAACAGAUGUCAAGUUUUAUUUUUUUUUUAAUUUAAAAUUGAGGGCUUAACAGUUUUCCCUUACUCCUCUCAUAUUUACACACAUUCUACCAAUCAUUACAUAAGAUUCUUUGAGCAAAUGCAUAGCGAUAGUUGUUUUGAGUGAAUUUUUCCACAUUUAUAAAGUAUUCCUGUAAAAUGACUACUUUUUUGUUGUUAUUUUGAAUGUUAGAAAUCCUGAGAUCAUUCAGUCUUGGGUUUCCUUUUGUAGUGAGGCCAACAGACCCAAUGUUACAAUGUUUGCCCUUAAAAAUCAUGCCCACUGUUCUCCAAAGACCACAAGAAUGGGGUUUUGCUUUCUAAUCAAGAAAAUGAACCUUAAUUGGAAAAAAGAGAUUUCAUGCCCCUUGUCACAUGUUAGAAUCAUUUCCAGACUUCUAAACCCAUAGUUUUGAGAGUGUUGGGCUCAUGGGAAAGGAUGUGUGUGCCUAGGGCUUCAAGCCACUGGCGAAAGGCUCGAGUGGGGUUUGUCCUGGGCUCUUGUGUUGGUUCCACAACUGGCUCCUGUAAUGCUCUCACAAGAUAACUGAGUGUGAAGGGACUGAGCCUUUAGCAGUUUUGGGACUCCUGGCAUGUGUCACCUGGUUCUCAGGCAAACUCCUGUAAUUUACCCAACAGGGCCAGCUUCCACAGUUGGGCCUAGUCACUUCCGCUCUGCGUUUAAAGUACAAUUAGCUUCUCUAGCGAAUGAGGCUUUCUGGAGUUGCCAGCCAGCUAGCCUCAUGUGCCUGCCGUUUGCAUGCAUGCGGUAUUUUCACGCCGUGUUGAAUGACUGCUCCUUGUUUAUCCUUCACAAGCCUCGGGAUGACCAGGGAAUGUCGCCGAGGCUACUUAGUAACAAAGGAAGGCCAUUAAGGCAGUUCCUAGAAAGAAACAGGGGUGGCCAGCUCCCGUCCUGUGUCCGUUCCUCCCAGUGAGACGUAGAGCUGGGUUUGAACGUGCAUUUGGAAACGUGACCACUGAGCACCUCUGUUCAUGAGGUGGCGGGAUUUCACACUACCCUUAACUCACAGGUAAAACGAGCAGGCGCAGGAUUCACACUCACUGAGGGUGACUGCUGGCUCUCUGCUUCAAGGUCCUCCUUUCUCAGUAACACCGAUGCCAAGAAAGAUGGUUUCCCCUUCCUGACCCGACUGUAAAUAUGUAUUUAGACAGUUUUUAAUGUGUUUCUUCAUGAAUGAUUCAUUUGGCUCCAGGAAGCCUGUGUCACCUGUGUAAGUUGGUAUUUGGGCACUUUAUAUUUUUCUAAAAACGUGUUUUGGAUCCUGUACUCUAAUAAAUCAUAAGUUUCUUUUUAAAAA